Molecule: messenger RNA, 982 nt
Organism: Podarcis muralis (Common wall lizard)
Lineage: Eukaryota; Metazoa; Chordata; Lepidosauria; Squamata; Lacertidae
Gene: TIMM29
Product: translocase of inner mitochondrial membrane 29
Biological process (GO): protein insertion into mitochondrial inner membrane
Cellular component (GO): TIM22 mitochondrial import inner membrane insertion complex
Source: RefSeq, a predicted model, not a curated record
UCUUGGGUUUUCCUAUCUCUAUGAGCUCCCGCUUCUCGCCUUCUCUUCCUUCUUCCGGUCUCCGCUGAGCUGGUCCGUCGCGCUUUAACGUCCGGCUUCGCGGUCCUGCCAGAAAAGGCCGGCGAUGGCGGAUCCUCCGAGCCCGGAGAAGAGGCGCCUUUGGGGGCGGCUCCGCACCGGCCGCAUAGCUUUGUGGUGCAAGAGCCUCCUGCACGACUAUGCCGAAGCCUGCAAAGAGGUUGUUCUGGGUGUCAGGCAGCGGCCGGGGAAAGCUGGGCUCUACCUCUCACUGCUGGCCGGAGCAGUGGGCUGCAGCCUCCGCAGCCCCUGUGAGUCUUCCUUCGAGGCCAGCCUCCUGGAAGCCUCGGGCACCCUCCUCCUGCUCUCGCCCUGGACCCGCAGCAGCAGCUCGGAAGGGCACGUCCAGCGGCUGACGAAGCUGAGGAACCGGGGCCAGCUGCGCUUCCAGAGCCUGCUCUUCUUCUCCCUCGUCUACGAGGCUCCUUUUGACGCGGGAGCAGAUCUCUACCAGGCGCACUGCAAGUACCUGAAGCCACGCUGGAUGGAGGUUCCCAACGAAGUCCUUGACGUGGGCUUCUGGGGGCGCUGGUGGGUUCUGCACUCCAAAAUGCGGGAUCCGGACAUUAACGAGGAGGAGUUUCAACACCUGCCAGAGCAUCUCAGGACAAUUUCUUUCCAUAACCUCCAUUCGAAAGCCAACGAGAAACUUUUUGACGAGAAAUACAAGCCUGUUGUCCUGACAGAGGAGCAGAUCCAGCAAACAGAAAGGGAGAGUCUGGGAAAUUGAUAUCAUUGAUGUGCCUUGGUGGCUGUAGUUUAUCAUCUCCCUUUGGAGAUGGUGGAACAAAGAAAAAGAUCCAUUAGGAACAUUGUCUGUUUUCUUCUAAGAUCCUGAUUUUCACUGUAUUGUUCAUGUAGACUCAGCCAGGUAUGGUGAAUAAAUGAAUAAAAAAAAGAAGCA